UCAUCCCAAAACGACACCGUACCAUCAACUAACAGUUCACCUACUCAACUCUCCCUCUCACCUCCUAACCCGGUAACCCCGCUCCAUUAAACAAACCGAAACAAGAAAAUAUAACAAAGUUUUUUUGCCAAUGGAGUUUCUUUAAAAACACUCCCAUUCUUUUUAUAUGUGCAUGCAAAAUUGUAUUUUUUCUUUUAGUUUUUAAUUUUUUGUUCGUACAAUGGCCGUACGGACAAUGAAAAAUGUUUGAGCCCAUCAGACCAAUUUGUAUUGGAUUCUUUUCAAAUUGCUUCAUGUUCAAUGAAGCUUAUGUAGAGGGAUAAAUCAAGAAUUUUUAGACUGUUUUCAGUUCUAUCAUCAGUUCUCAAAGUAAUUCUUUUUUCUUUCUAGAUAUGAUUAAUUCAGGAAACGGUAUAGGAACAGAUUAUUCUUUCUCUGUGUUGCUUGAGCACGCGGCAGAUAACGAUGUUGAGGGUUUUAAGCGUUCGGUAUGUGAUGAAUCCGAGAUUGGAAUGGUUGGACUUUGGUUUGGUCAUCAGAAAUUUUCGAAAAAGCGGGCUCUUGAGCUUCGUACCCCGUUGAUGGUUGCUGCUAAAUAUGGCAGUGUUGAUGUUGUGAAGCUUAUUAUUGCUUUGCCUGAGGUGGAUGUAAAUUUCUCGUGUGGUCCGGAUAAAUGCACGGCCCUUCAUUGUGCAGCUUCUGGUGGAUCUGUUAAUGCUGUUGAUGUUGUUAGGCUGCUUUUACUUGCUGGUGCUGAUCCUAAAAGCUCUGACGCUAAUGGACAUCGUCCUGUGGAUGUUGUUGCUGCUUCUCCGAUAUAUCCGCAUUUGAAAAUUGUCCUUGAAGAUAUCUUGAAGAAUAGUGGUUUUGUUUGUCAAUGGGAUCUACAGAUUUCAACUAAUAGUUUGAGAUCCUCUCCUCCGCCCAUUUCAUGGUCAUCAGAAGAAGGUUCGCUAUCUUCUAUCUCGGGUAUGAUGUUGUCAUCACUUAAUUGUAAGCCUAUGGAUGCACAGGUUUCAUCUGUAAAGAAAGGAUAUCCUGUUGAUCCAUCUCUUCCUGAUAUCAAGAACAGUAUUUUUACUACGGAUGAGUUUCGAAUGUUCUGUUUUAAAAUCCAGCCUUGCUCACGGGCAUAUUCCCAUGACUGGACUGAAUGUCCUUUUGUUCAUCCUGGUGAGAAUGCUCGGAGAAGAGACCCGAGGAGGUUUAAUUACAGCUGUGUGCCGUGCCCAGAUCAUAGGAGAGGGGCAUGUAGGCGUGGGGAUAUGUGCGAGUAUUCUCAUGGGAUUUUCGAGUGCUGGCUACACCCAGCUCAAUACAGGACUCGACUUUGUAAGGAUGGCACUAGCUGUACACGCAGGGUCUGCUUUUUCGCUCAUACGUCCCACGAAGUUAGGCCCUUGUAUGCAUCUGUUGAUGCUGCAACGCAAUUACCACAAGCAGCUGCCAUGGAUUUCACUGCUGCCUUGAACCUUUUGUCUGGUUCCCCUUCAUCUGCAUCGCCCAUGUCACAUUUUCCAUUUACUCCACCUUUGUCUCCUCGAAAUGAUUUCCAUUUACCCAUGGCCUGGCCUCAGCAGAACACCUCUAAUUUGCAGAGCUUUGGCAGCAAUCUUCAAGCCAGCCGUCUGAGAACACCUUUUUCUGGAAGGUACAUUCCAUCUGAGGAGCUUAAUAGGCUCCAAGAUUUUGAGUUGCAGCAGCUAAAUCUUCAAAAUGAGGUGUCCUCUAUGUCUCUGCCACUUCCCAACUGUUUCUCAACGGAUAUUUCCACUCGUUUGAGACAGUUGAAUACAUUGAAUUUGGACAGGCAACUGACUAUGGAGGUUUCAUCCGCGCAGAACACCAAUCAACUGGAUGCUGCAUCGAAGUUUCCCCCUUCUUACAAAUCUGCAGUACUUAAUAAGCAAAGCAUGCUAUCACCUAUAAGAACAAGCGUCUUUUCUGCAAAAAAUGUUGAUUAUCCUUUGCAGGCUUCAUUUGAUUCUUCUUCACCAAGGAGAAUGUCACCUAGGAUCAGCGAGCCUAUGUCCCUAGUGGGAUCCCAGCUAGCCAGCGAGAAGCAGCAACUGCAACCUGGCAGCCUAUUCUCAAGGGAACUUGGCUCUGACCACACUUAUGAUCUUGGAUUGAAUAGUGGCAAUUCAUGGCCGGAUCAGAAAUCCGUCACCAAGAAAGUAGAUUGGUCGAUUGAAGAAUAUGAAGAGAGUCGGUUACAGAAAUUGCGUUCAGGUGCUCAUAGCGGGCACGACCCUGAUCUGUCAUGGGUUCAAUCAGUGCUUAAGGAACCAUCAUUGGAGACAGAAGAAACAAGUGUUGGUUUAGUCUCAGGUUCUGUUCCAGAUUCCCUGAAUGACUCGAACGAUCAUGUCGGGUUGCCAGCUUGGCUUGAAGGAAUGCAGUUUGAUCAGAUUGUUUCUUAGCAAAAACCAAAGUUAUUCACUUCAAGGUUGAGGUAGUUCAAACUGAAUCCUAAUUCUUUAAUUACUUGUAUGAGAAUCAACAAAAGCUCAUAGAUUUUUCAAAUGAUAAAUUGCAGAACCAAUCAAGAGAGAUAAUAAUCCUCUUAUGGGGAUAUCCGCAAAUACCGAUAAGUUUUCACUAUCUUUAGGCUCAUUUUUUCCCCUUCAAAUUUUUUUGUUCAAAACAUACAUGUAUCUUUAGAUUUAGCUAAUACUCACCAAUUUUACAUAUAUUUUGAUUGAUACCAUAUGAUGAGAAAUUUGUAAUAGACUUUUGAUGAUGUAAGAAUCUUAUAAAUACCUAUAAAAAUUGGUUUUUUCA
Molecule: messenger RNA, 2784 nt
Organism: Mercurialis annua (annual mercury)
Lineage: Eukaryota; Viridiplantae; Streptophyta; Magnoliopsida; Malpighiales; Euphorbiaceae
Product: zinc finger CCCH domain-containing protein 56-like
Exons: 2
Coding region: 393-2423 (676 amino acids)
Molecular function (GO): metal ion binding; protein binding
Source: RefSeq, a predicted model, not a curated record